This is a messenger RNA of Neodiprion virginianus, 2594 nucleotides long. RefSeq names its product telomerase Cajal body protein 1 (gene WDR79). The transcript is spliced from 9 exons. The record is from RefSeq and is a predicted model, not a curated record. NCBI's taxonomy places the organism in Eukaryota, Metazoa, Arthropoda, Insecta, Hymenoptera, Diprionidae. Bases 940 to 2529 code for a protein of 529 amino acids. Gene Ontology annotation, cellular component: Cajal body. Gene Ontology annotation, molecular function: RNA binding; protein binding. Gene Ontology annotation, biological process: Cajal body organization.
CUUCGAUUAGCGGCGGAGUAAACAAUCAUUGCUGCGCAGUUUAUUGGUCGUAGUUACCGUUUCGCAGCGGCUGCCUCUCGGCUGCGUCGGUCGGCCGGUUUCUCUUGAAGAAGCCACACUGGAAAUACACAAAUCAUAGCUCCGAGGGUCCCCGGUUCACGAGAGAUUACGAGAAGACGUGAGGUUACAACGAGGAUGGCCGGGGCCAAUCGGGUCGAGGGAAGGAAAGAUAUUGAAAACCGUUCACCCGUAACAAUUUCAUUACCAAAGGAAACCAUCGUCAGCUCUGGGAUCCUGCUCCAGUUCCCCUGGAUUCCUCCGCUUCGUCCUCUUCUUCUUCUUCUACUUCUCGGUAAGGCCUGGGGUGGAUGCAUAUGCUAAGCGGCGAUACCCGAGAAAGAAGAGAAUCGGCGCAGCAUGAGACGGUUUCAUGGCGCCAUUUAAGGAGAGGACAUUUCGUUCUGUCACCGUUUCGUGUUCCGCUGUGGAGAGACCACCUACGCGCCUCCCGUUUCAGCGUUACGUUCGCCAUCUCCAACGGAGGAGACCUUUGUCUCGGUAAGACUGUCCCUCUUUUAUCCCUCCUUGUUUCCCUCGGAAACAAAGCGACAAUCCAAGCGUCCCGAGGAACCCUUCCUUCCUUCCUUCCCUUACCAGGAUGCAACGGAACCAGCUCCUCGGGGUGCACAUCGCUGCGAUUCGUCACCGGGGUUCGAGGCGAACCUGACUGCGGUCCUCGGCGCGACGUGGCGCAGCAGACACUUUCCCAACGUGCGGCACAAGCUUUGGCGCAUAUGGCGAUGCACCGUGAAAGAACACUUCCGUUAUGCCGUGCGGAGAGACGGGUGGCUGGCUGCCUUCCUUAUACCCAUUACUACGUGGGACUUGGCAAGGGCUUCGGGCUCGUAAAUUCCAGUAAAUACGACAAGGAGUCUCCGCAUGUAUCCCGCAAUUUCUCCCCGCGGUGGACGACUUGCCGGACAUGCAUUAAACAUCCCCACUACAACGGACUACUGCAAUUCUGAAUUAUACAUCCUCUGUGAGAGAUCGCCGGUCCAGGACUCCAUUCCUCCCUGCGGAUUGCUCCACAACGCAGCUACCGAUGGCUUCUUUGGCGGCGGAGAUUCUUCGGCAAACGGUCAUGGUUACCUCGCCAGGUGCUUGAGCAUCCACCACCAUCAAAUUGGAAUUUUAAGAACUCUUGCGAGUUCUGGAAUUUCACGAGAGGCCAAAAUACCGCUGCGCAAAUUCCGAAAACAACAUUUCUUCGGAUCGUCCGGUACAUUCUCAAUUUUCGAGGAGGUGCGUGAUCGGUCCAACGAUUCAUUGUCGUUUCUUUGGUCCUCCAAGAUGCAGUUCGCAGAAUCGGCAGUCGAGGAACUAUCGGUAGCUGACGAAAAUACCGAACAAGUACCCAACUGUAAUUCGGACCUAAGCUAUAAGUGGACAGAAGCUGUUCCUAUGCUUCUCUGUAGUGCUACAGAAGAGUACAAGCCUACACCAAUAUGCGAAAAUUUCACAAAAGGGUGCCAUUGGUCCCCUGAUGGAACUUGUCUCCUUGUACCUGGGGAGGACUUUAGACUUAGGAUCUAUGAACUCCCUCGAGAAUUGUAUUCUGGAAAGGUUUCAUCCCGUUUGAUUUUACACCCACUCAAGGCUGCGCUGACCGUUAAGGAGGGAGGGGUCGUUUAUGAUAGCUGCUGGUUCCCGAUGAUGAACUCCUGGGAUCCCUCGAGCUGCUGUUUUGCAAGCACAACCAAAGAGAGCCCCGUCCAUUUAUGGGAUGCUUUCACCGGCGAACUUAGAGCAACUUAUAGAGCCUACAAUCAAGUCGACGAGGUUGAGGCAGCCAUCAGUGUGCAGUUUGUAAAUUCAGGUACAGAAGUAUGGUGUGGUUUUAAAGGUGCCUUGCACACGUUUGAUACUAGCCGCCCUGGACGCCAGGUAAACACAAUCUACCUGAAAAAAGACAUUCCUAACAUAACCGGGAUUGUUUCCUGCAUUCGGGAAAAUCCAACUAUGCCUGGCCUAGUGGCAUUUGGUACCUACUCCAAGACCAUAGGUUUAUACAAAGAUGGUCCGCUGUGUGCGCUUAAGACUGCAAGCGGAGUGACACAAAUUGAGUUCAGCCCCUGCGGGAUGAAACUUUACUCAGCCGUAAGACGUAGCAAUGAAAUGCUGUGCUGGGAUCUUAGAAAUCCAGGCGUAGUUCUGUAUUCCAUUCAAGGACGACAAGCGGACACAAAUCAAAGAAUACAAUUCUCCAUAUCUCCCGAUGGAAAUGUGCUUGUUUCAGGUGGUACAGAUGGGGCUGUAAAUAUAUGGGAACAGGAUCCAAACAUGGUCAAUGGGGAACAAUUGGACAUAAAGCAGACGAUAAAGUUAUCGAACGAUUGUGUCAACGGUGUUAGCUUGCACAGAUAUUUGCCAAUAAUGGCCACAAGUACUGGUCAACGAAUUUGCGAUGAAGAAUUAGAGCGAUGCAGAGAUAACGGUGUACGAUUUUGGUGGUGCGGAUCCACAGAUUGAAACUAUCUGUCGAUGAGCGAUAUAAUUUGUAAUGUUAAAUAUAACCAGUUGUUUGAAAAUAUCUA